AGCGUCCCGAGACCGGCUUCAUAUCACAUUAAAGUGGAGCAUAUGGUGUUUGGGCUGGACGGGAGGAAGAAACAAGCGGGACAUGGCCCUCCAAUGGUGACUCUUCCUACCACAGACUCAUCAUAUCUCGACCUCCACUACUUAAGCCAUUGGCUUAAAGAAAAGCUCACUUUCUUCCUUCGAUCUGACGUUCAACUCAAUUGUUGGCUUCAAAACUCAUUUUCUCAAUUAUACAACCACUCAUUGACUUACCCACCUCAACACACAGCUCAGAAUGAAGACUUCAGCUUUCCGAAUCGCUCGAGGCGCCGCUACAGGCCUCCAGAAACGAGCAUACUCACAGGCUGCGACCCCUAGGCAUCUCAUGACAAUUGCUGAUCUUACUCCCAAUGAGUUUGCCAACCUUGUUCGUGAUGCCAAUACUCGAAAAAUAGCUGUCAAGGGUGGAGCUCCGGCCAGCUAUCUCAAUGCCGGUCUUGCUGGUAAGGCCGUUGCUAUGAUGUUCAGCAAGCGCAGCACCCGUACUCGAGUUUCCACUGAAGCUGCUGUGACGAUGCUUGGUGGCCAUCCCAUGUUUCUCGGGAAGGAUGAUAUCCAGCUUGGUGUUAAUGAGUCGCUGUACGACACUUCGGUUGUCAUCUCUUCUAUGACCUCCUGUAUGGUCGCUCGAGUUGGACCUCACUCUGAUGUCGCUAAUCUCGCAAAGCACUCAAGUGUCCCUGUCAUCAACGCUCUGUCCGAUGACUUCCAUCCUCUGCAGACGAUUGCUGACUUCCUCACCCUCUAUGAAACUUUCCCAUCAUCAAGCGCCAAGGGAGCUACACUGGGACUCAAUGGCCUCAAGGUUGCCUGGGUCGGCGAUGCCAACAAUGUUCUGUUCGAUCUCGCCAUCGGUUGUGUCAAGAUGGGUGUUGACAUAUCAGUUGCCGCCCCCAAGGGAUAUGAGAUUCCCGACAACAUGAGGCAACUCAUCACUUCCGCUGCUGACGGCGUGUCCUCACCCGGCAAGCUUUUCGAGACUAACGUCCCCGAAGAGGCUGUUAAGGAUGCCAAUGUCCUAGUGACUGAUACAUGGGUUUCCAUGGGCCAGGAAGCUGACACCCAGAAGCGACUCAAGGACUUUGCUGGUUUCCAGAUCACGAGCGACCUUGCAAAGCGAGGAGGCGCAAAGUCGGACUGGAAAUUCAUGCACUGUCUCCCUCGACAUCCUGAGGAGGUCGCCGAUGAGGUCUUCUACAGCCCCCGCUCUCUGGUAUUUCCCGAGGCCGAGAACCGUCUCUGGGCCGCUGUCUCUGCAUUGGAAGGCUUUGUCGUCAACAACGGCAAGUUCUAAAGCAUGGUGAGAAGAUGGAAUACGAAUGGAUACGAUAUCAUUUACUAGCCACACUUGACAGCAGGUGGCGCAUUGGCGCACGAACAAUAAAAAUAGUCUUAGGAAUUAAAUCAACUAAACCAGAUCCUUUCCUUGAAAACGCCAUUCGGUCGGGUCACUAAUUGAGGUGUCUAUUUAAUUUUAACCGGGAGGGAGCUGACUGGCAUCGACAACCUCGUCUGCCUCCAUGACAAGGGAAUCCUGGUUACCUUCAGACAGAGGAGAUCGGGGUAGAGCCAUCAGACCUGUACGGGCAGACUCAAGAAUGCCAAAGGGAGCGACAAGCUUGAGGAACGAGUCGAUGCGCGACUGCUUAGCAGAACUGGAACCACAUGUCAGUAUUGUGCAUGAUUGAGUAGAUAAGAGGGAGAGGGUGGGCAACAUACACUUCAACAAUGCAGCUGUUGGUACUGAUAUCUAGGACCUUGCCGCCAAACUGAUGGGCAAAGUAAGUGAUCGACUUAAGAUGCUCGUGCUUGUGUCGCAGUGCCUGGCUGACGGCCAACUUGCUAGGGUGGAAGUCCUUGGCGGUAUCGGAGAGGCUACGUUCAAUGGCCUCAUGCGCGUAGUCGACAUCAGUCUCGCCAGCAGCAAUCUCGCGGUGGUGGUGGAGUAGCUCCUCGAAGUACUCGGGACCGAGGAUGUUGAUCUUGGCAAGGAGAAGCUCGCGCUGGACAAGAGCUGCGUUGGUAUAGUCAAGGACGGCCCAGACGGGAACCAGAUCCUCAAGCUGUCGGCGAGCCUGCUCAACAACGCCGUCUUGACCAGUGAGGACGAUGGUCAUGCGGGAAAGGUCGUCAACCUCAGUGUUACACACGACCAGAGAGUCAAUGUUGAACCCGCGAGCUGCCAAAAUUCCGGAAACGCGGGACAGAACACCAGGUUCGUUCUGGACCAGACAGUUAAGGAUAUGGCGCUUGGGGGGAGCGGUUGAAGGGACUGGGGUCUCGUAAAGAAUGUUGGAGACGGCGGCCUGGGCGGACCACGCAGGAGGAUUGUCGCUCACGGGGAGAGGAGCAGAGCGACGGCGGAGGGCCUUGUAGGCAAUGGCGGAGGUCGAGGAGGAGCUAUAUCGCACAGCGGCGACGCCUCUCGCGGAGGCGACCCAGCGGAGGGACGAAGUCAAGGGCCGUAGAGAAGCCAUCUUGCGGAGACAGGAGAACAGGAACAGUUCUCUGGUCAGAACAAGAAGGGUUUCAGCACGGUAGAAAUACCAAUUGGUCCGGGCGGAGGAUGGGAUGAAGGUGACUCAAAGUCAGGAAGAGAUAGGUCGAGGGAAAUGCCGAAAAAAUCAAUGGGCCGUUGAUAGGCCGGUGACCGGAGGCUACAGAGAUACGGGGUGUAGGUGUUUGCGCGGGGGCACGGAUCAGCUCGGCAAGGGUCCGCUGUAAGCUCCAAGUCUACUGUAGGUUAUCAGGAGCUAGGUACCUACCUAUGGAAACAGGGUUGUUUUCGAGCUUGCAUAUCACUGGCAAUACUUUAUACUAUAUGGAUGAACCAUUGAGUCCAGAGCGACUACAGAGGUUAAGUUGUUUUAUAGGCAGUCGUAUAACUUGACGCAAGACAGCAAUUGACCCCAGUUCAUGCC
This is a messenger RNA of Fusarium verticillioides 7600, 2960 nucleotides long. RefSeq names its product ornithine carbamoyltransferase, mitochondrial. The transcript has 3 exons. Lineage: Eukaryota; Fungi; Ascomycota; Sordariomycetes; Hypocreales; Nectriaceae. Gene Ontology annotation, molecular function: ornithine carbamoyltransferase activity; amino acid binding. The record is from RefSeq and is a predicted model, not a curated record. Gene Ontology annotation, cellular component: mitochondrion. The coding region runs from base 275 to 1333 and encodes 352 amino acids. Gene Ontology annotation, biological process: L-citrulline biosynthetic process.